AUGGAUCAGCAACAACAAUCCAAUAAGGCCCAUAGAGGAGCCACUAAAAAGACAGGGGCCAAGAAGAAACUACAUCAAAAUGGUCAAAAUAAAAAGGCUUUUGCUGUAGCAGCACCAAGAAAGUUGGAAAGAAUGGCAAGACGAUCUCAUGAUGUUAAUGAAAAAAAAUUACAUGUACCUAUGGUAGAUAGAACACCAGAUGAUGAUCCACCACCUGUGAUAGUUGCGGUUGUUGGACCACCUGGAACUGGUAAAUCUACUUUAAUCAAAUCAUUAAUAAGAAGAUUAACUAAAACUACAUUAAAUGAUAUAAAUGGUCCAAUUACAGUUGUAAGUGGUAAAAGAAGAAGAUUAACUUUUAUUGAAGUAAAUAAUGAUUUAAAUUCAAUGAUUGAUGUUGCCAAGAUUGCAGAUUUAGUUUUAUUAUUAAUUGAUGGAAAUUAUGGAUUAGAAAUGGAAACUAUGGAAUUUUUAAAUAUUGCACAACAUCAUGGUAUGCCUAGAGUAUUAGGAGUUGCAACUCAUUUAGAUUUAUUUAAAUCACAAUCAACUUUAAGAACUUCAAAAAAGAGAUUAAAACAUAGAUUUUGGACUGAAGUUUAUCAAGGUGCAAAAUUAUUUUAUUUAUCAGGUGUUAUGAAUGGUCGUUAUCCAGAUCGAGAAAUUUUAAAUUUAAGUAGAUUUAUAUCAGUUAUGAAAUUCCGACCUUUAAAAUGGAGAAAUGAACAUCCUUAUUUAUUAGGUGAUCGUAUAACUGAUUUGACUCAUCCACAAUUAAUAACAGAUAAUCCAAAAUGUGAUAGAAAAGUUGCCAUAUAUGGUUAUUUACAUGGUACUCCGUUACCUUAUAAAGACGCAAAUAUUCAUAUUGCAGGAGUUGGAGAUUAUAAAGUUUCAAAUGUUGAAAAAUUACCAGAUCCUUGUCCAACACCAUAUUUUGAACAAAAAAUUGAAGAAAUAGAAAGAGAAAGAAUAAAAGCAGCAGCAGAACUGGGUGAACCGCUUGCUAAAACUACAAGAAGAAGGAAAAGAUUAGAAGAUAAACAAAAAAUCAUAUAUGCACCAAUGUCAGAUGUUGGUGGAGUUUUAGUUGAUAAAGAUGCAGUUUAUAUUGACAUUGGUGGUAAAGAAAGUUUCAAUAAUAAUGAACCAUCUGAUGAACCAAGAGGUGAAGGAGAAACAAUGGUGACUGAUUUACAAGAUGUUACUAAAACAAUGAGUGAAAGAUUUGAAGAUGGUCCUGGUUUACAAUUAUUUUCAAAUUCAAAUGUAAUAAAAGAAAUAGAUGAUGAGGAGGAUGAAAGUGAAGAAAAUGGUCUUCUAUCAGAUGAUGAAGAAACGAUAGUGGAUACAGGAAGAACAUCUUUGAGAAAAGCUAGAGUUUAUGGGAAAUCAAUAUCUGAAGAUGAUGAAUUUGAUGAUAUAGAAUCUGGUGAUGAGGAAGAAGAAGAAGAUUUUGAUGAAGAUGGUGAACCAAGAUUGGUGGAAGUAGAUUUUGACAGCAAUAAAUAUAAUGAUAAAGAAUUGGAAUAUGUGGAAGAUUCUGCUUUAUCAUCAGAUGAGGAAGAUAAUAAUUCAUUAAAGGCAACAGCAGCAAGAUUGAAAGGAUCUACUAAAAGGAAAUGGGAUAUAAAUAAAUUAAUUUACAUGACAAAUGUUGAUCCAUCGGACGUUUUAAAAAGAUGGAGAGGAGAAGUUGAUGAUGAUGACGAAGAAGAAGAAGAUAUUGAAAAUGAUGAUGAAGAUUUUUUCAAAAAGAGAAGCAUAAAAGAAACCAGUGAAGACUUAGAUACUUUUAAACCCAAAUUUCCAUCGCUAGAGGUCUUAAAAUCUAGAUUCAAUCCAGAUGCAGGUAGCGAUGAUGAGUAUGAAAAUGGGUACAGCAUUUUAAAAGAAAGACUAUUAACUGCUCCUCAGCUAAAUGAUGAUGAUGAGGAGGAAGGGGAUGGUAAAUCGAAAGGUGGUGAUGAUGAUGAAGAAGACGAAGUUUAUGGUGAUUUUGAAGAUUUAGAGGAUGAAAAUGGGACUUCUGCUAAUGGUUCAUCAGUAGGUAAUAAGGUAGAAGCUGAAGCUGAGGAUGAUUUUGCAGAUUUUGAUGCAGAAGAAGAAAAAGAAGGUGAUAGUGAUAAUAAUGAAGAAGAUGAAGAAGAAAACGAAAAUAUGACUGUUGAAGAGAGGAGAAGGUUAAAUGCUGCUAAAAAAGCAAAAUUGAAAACUCAAUUCGAGGAAGAAGAAGAUCGAGAGUUUGGAGCAGAUGAUCCAGAAGGUGAUACUGAAGCAGAAACAUGGUAUGAAUUUCAAAAAAAUAAAAUGGCCAAACAAUUGGAAAUUAAUAAAGCACAUUAUGAGGAAAUGGAUCAACAACAACGUUUAAAAAUUGAAGGUUAUAAAGCUGGUUCUUAUGUUAAAAUAGUUUUCAAUAAUUUACCUUGUGAAUUUGUUGAAAAUUUUACACCUGAAUAUCCUUUAGUCCUUGGAGGAUUAUUACCUACUGAAAUGAGAUUUGGUAUUAUGAAUGCAAGAGUUAGAAGACAUAGAUGGCAUAAAAAGAUAUUGAAAUCACAAGAUCCGUUAAUUUUAUCAUUGGGAUGGAGAAGGUUUCAAACUUUACCCAUUUACACAACAUCAGAUUCAAGAACUAGAAAUAGAAUGUUGAAAUAUACACCUGAACAUGCUUAUUGUUUUGCUUCAUUUUAUGGACCAUUAGUUGCACCUAACACAACAUUUGUUGGGUUCAACAUUGUUGACAACAAAUCCACAACAGGAGCUUUUAGAGUUGCUGCAACUGGUAUUAUAGAAGAUUUGAAUUCAUCAGUUGAAAUAGUGAAAAAAUUGAAAUUAGUAGGUUAUCCCUAUAAAAUUUAUAGAAACACAGCAUUUAUUAAAGAUAUGUUUUCAAAUGCAUUAGAAGUUGCAAAAUUCGAAGGUGCUCAAAUCAGAACAGUUUCAGGAAUUAGGGGUGAAAUUAAAAGAGCAUUAUCUAAACCUGAUGGUUAUUUCAGAGCUACUUUUGAAGACAAAAUUUUAAUGUCAGAUACAAUUUUCUUAAAGACUUGGUAUCCAAUUAAAAUCAAAAAAUUUUAUAAUCCAGUUACAUCAUUGUUGUUAAAUCAUCAUUCCGAAUGGAAAGGUAUGAGAUUAACUGGUCAAGUGCGUGCAGCUAAUGACAUUGCAACACCAUUACAAUCAGAUUCUCAAUAUAAAAAAAUUGAAAGAGUUGAAAGAAGAUUUAACCCACUUCGUGUACCAAAAUCAAUUAAAAGUGAUCUUCCAUUCAAAUCACAAAUUCAUGAAAUGAAACCACAAAAGAAACAAACUUAUUUAAAUAAAAGAGCUGUAGUAUUAGGUGGUGAAGAAAAGAAAGCAAGAGAAUUGAUUCAAAAAAUUAAUACUAUAAGAAAAGAAAAAGAUGUUAAACGUAAAACUAAAAAAGAUGAGAAAUUUAAAGAUAAGUUAAAGAAAAUUGCAAAGACUGAAGAAUUAAGGAAACAAAAGGAAAGGGAAAGAAAGAAAGAAUAUUUCGCUAGAGAAGGUAAAAAAAGAAAAAACAAUGAUGAUGGUGGUCAGGCUCAUAAAAAGAGGAGAUAA
Messenger RNA from Lodderomyces pseudojiufengensis, 3588 nucleotides. RefSeq names its product GTPase (gene BMS1). Gene Ontology annotation, cellular component: 90S preribosome; nucleus. Gene Ontology annotation, biological process: endonucleolytic cleavage of tricistronic rRNA transcript (SSU-rRNA, 5.8S rRNA, LSU-rRNA); maturation of SSU-rRNA from tricistronic rRNA transcript (SSU-rRNA, 5.8S rRNA, LSU-rRNA); ribosome biogenesis. The coding region runs from base 1 to 3588 and encodes 1195 amino acids. The record is from RefSeq and is a predicted model, not a curated record. Gene Ontology annotation, molecular function: U3 snoRNA binding; GTPase activity; GTP binding. NCBI's taxonomy places the organism in Eukaryota, Fungi, Ascomycota, Pichiomycetes, Serinales, Debaryomycetaceae. The transcript has a single exon.